AUGUCCUCCCAAAAGAUUGAUUUAACCAAGCUGAAUCCCGAGCAAUUAACUGCUGUGAAACAACAGUUCGACCAAGAAUUGCAGCAUUUCACACAAUCAUUGCAAGCACUGUCCAUGGCCAAGGGCAAGUUUGUAGAAUGCAUUGAUGACAUCAAAACAGUUUCCCAGCCAGAAAAUGAAGGACAAAAGCUACUGGUUCCUGCAUCUGCAUCAUUAUACAUCCCAGGUAAAAUUGUGGAUAAUAAGAAAUUCAUGGUAGACAUCGGAACCGGAUAUUAUGUUGAAAAAAGCGCCGAUGCAGCAAUUUUGUUCUACCAAAAGAAAGUGGAAAAGCUUAACAAGGAAUCUGUGCAAAUUCAAGAUAUCAUAAAGGAAAAGACCCAAUACUCUUUGACCAUCGAGGCCCAGAUAAGACAGGCUGCUAUCAGACAGCAUGAAGCGAUGAGCAAGCAGCAACAACAGCAGCAGAAGGAGGCUGCCACAGCCUAG
Messenger RNA from Saccharomyces eubayanus, 489 nucleotides. RefSeq names its product Gim5p (gene GIM5). Lineage: Eukaryota; Fungi; Ascomycota; Saccharomycetes; Saccharomycetales; Saccharomycetaceae. Gene Ontology annotation, biological process: regulation of DNA-templated transcription; protein folding. The coding region runs from base 1 to 489 and encodes 162 amino acids. Gene Ontology annotation, cellular component: cytoplasm; prefoldin complex. The record is from RefSeq and is a predicted model, not a curated record. The transcript has 2 exons.